AUGAGAUGCUCAUCGUAUAGUGGCAUGGAAGAAAAAUUAACAAAACGUAUUAAUGAUAGAAAACAAAUAGCAACAAAACGAUUUAAAAGGGUAUUAGUUGGUGAAGAAGAAGAGACAACCUAUGCUUUAUUUGUAGAAAAUCAUAUAACAACAGUAAACGAUUUAUAUGACGAUGUUUGGCUAGAAAUAUUCGAAUUUUUAUAUAUUAACGAUAUUUUCAAUUCAUUCUGGAAUAUAAAUAAUAAUUUAAAUCGAAUAAUAGUCGAUCGUCGUCUAAAAUUAUAUGCGAACUUGAUUCGUGAUGAAUCAUUAGAUUAUUUCAAUUUGACAAUUUUACCAAAUAUCCAUUCGCAACAGCUGAUAUCCUUAAAAUUAACAAAUUGUUUUGAAAAGCAAAUGAAUUUCAAUCAAUACAUCAAUCUUCAAUCAUUAACAUUAAACAGUAUCAACACAAUGCAAUUAAAAUUAUUAUUAAUUGCAAAACAUUUGACACAUCUGAAGUAUUUUCAAAUUAAUGCAAUAGGAAUUUUUGGCCAAGAUAAUAGGGAAAUAAUAGAACAAAUAUUAAAAAUUAAAACGUUAAAAACGUGUCGAUUUAAUUUUGGUCUACAAAAAAUGGGUUUAAGAAACGAAACAAUAUCGGCAAUAUCAUCUAACAUUGAAAAUUUUAUAAUUGAAUCAGAAUUUGUUUCAAAUAGUUUAUUUAAAUUAAUUCCUCAUUUACCGAAACUUCAGUAUCUAAAUAUUUACUUGCGAGAAGAUUAUCGUUAUCGUUCUUCUAUUACAUUUAAUUCAUUAUUAAAUCUAAAAACAUUACGUUUAAAAAUAUCGCGUCUAAGCUUUAACCAUUUAAAACUAUUAUUCGACUCUGUCUGUUCAAAUCUUCAAAUAUUGGUAUUAAAUGGUUGUAUAGUAAACGAUUUACAAUAUUUAUUACCUCAAAGCUGGAUAAAUAUAUUUAAAUCUUCAAUAAAAUUAAAACAAUUUAAAAUUAAUUUAAAAUAUCAUGCAGGGAAUAGCCUAACCAUUCAACAAAUUAAUGAAAUAUCAACAAAUUUUCAACAUCAUCAACAAAAAAUUCGUAUACAACAUCAGCAUCUGCCUAAUGGUUGCAGUGAUUUUGACUUAAUUGGUGAAUAUUAA
Didymodactylos carnosus is the source of this 1143-nucleotide messenger RNA. The record is from the annotation of a GenBank genome assembly. NCBI's taxonomy places the organism in Eukaryota, Metazoa, Rotifera, Eurotatoria, Philodinida, Philodinidae.